AUGGACAUCGAGUGUGAGUUGGGAGAGAUUGAGAGGCUGGAGGAGCGGGCGGCGAGACGGGAGGAGGCGCUGCGCAAGUCGGAGCGCAUGUUGGAGGAGGAUCACGCGCGAUUCGAUCAGUUUUUGAAGGAUAACGACGCCAAGGUGCGGGAGGCUGUGAGCGCGGCGGAGCGCGAGGCGCGGGCGAAGCACGAGAAGAUGCGGGAAAUGAAACGCUUGCAGAGCGAUAUCACGAGCGCCACGCAAGAGUUGAAUCGAAAGGAAGAAAAGUUGAAGGAGUGUCUCAAGUACAAGGAAUUCCUCGACGCGCUCACGCCGAGCGAGUGGUUUGAGCGCGAAUGCGCGGAUGGCGAGAGCAUGUACUUCACCGAGCCCGAACAGUUGCUUCGCGCCUUUAGCGCGCUGGAGGAGCAAAAUUUAUUCCUCAUUCAGAGCGUUCGCGAGGCAGAGGAGACGCUGCAGAGCGUGGAGACCAAGCACGCGAGCGCGAAAAUGAAGAUGGAAACCGAGAUGACGGCGCUCAGGGAACAGAUUCGACGGCUUCAGGAGGUGAUCGACGCCGAGGGGCGGAAAGGAGAAGAGCUGUCGAUGCGCCUCGCAAAUAGCGAAGCUGGCGGCGAGGACGAAACAGAAAAGGAAUUGAAAGAGCUCACAAGACGCGUCACGGAAGUUUACGUCGACUGUGGAUUUGAUCACGAUCCGAGCAUCAGUGUGUUACAGAUGCUUACAAACAUUGAGUCGAAGAUGGAGGAGUACUUUGCAGCGAUUGAAAAGAUGCCCGCAGACAUGGUGGCGGAUUUGGAGAAACAAAAGGAGAAAGAGCGUCGUCGCUUGGCGAGAGAAGAGAAGACACGACAGCAAAAAGCGGAACAGGAGUUAAGAUUUCAACGAUCUCUCUCGCGCGCGCGGGCCCCGGCGCAUAAAAAGACUGGAAAACCCGUGAUGUUCCGGUCUCGAUUACAACCGAAGAAGAUUGUUCACACUGAGGAUGAUGAAAACACCACCAACGCGAAGGAACUGGAGGAGUUUUUGGCGAGGCAGUAUUGA
Ostreococcus tauri is the source of this 1047-nucleotide messenger RNA. Its product is annotated as Domain of unknown function DUF4200. NCBI's taxonomy places the organism in Eukaryota, Viridiplantae, Chlorophyta, Mamiellophyceae, Mamiellales, Bathycoccaceae. Bases 1 to 1047 code for a protein of 348 amino acids. The transcript has a single exon. The record is from RefSeq and is a predicted model, not a curated record.